Rhipicephalus microplus (southern cattle tick) is the source of this 422-nucleotide messenger RNA. RefSeq lists its product as uncharacterized. NCBI's taxonomy places the organism in Eukaryota, Metazoa, Arthropoda, Arachnida, Ixodida, Ixodidae. The record is from RefSeq and is a predicted model, not a curated record.
AAGCUAGUAUGGCUGCAGUUCUUAGAGCCACAGUAGUUGCAUUAGCGCUUAUUGCUGCUCAAAAACAAUUUAGUGUGGCUGCAGGCUCAAAAUUGUAUGGUAUCAAAGAGUUUUUGACCGAAACUUCCGCUUUAUUGGUUAUCCGGACGACCUAUGGUACUUUUAAUCCAUGUAAAUGGUACCAACAGCAGGACAUAAGUGACACUGGUGUGACGGUGUUUUCAUGGGUCUACAUCGAUAGCACUAAACGAAAGGCACCUGCAAGUCACGAGAAGAAAUGGAUCUUCAAAGAAGAAGAUAAGAUGUGGACUGGAGACGAAGGCCCUGAGGGUGAUCGAGAUGAAAAGUGGCUGUUACAUAUACUUGAAAAUGACUCUUGUGGUGUUCUGCACUUCGACGAGAUCUACGACAGUAUCGAUUGA